AUGCCCGUCGUUGCAGGUCCUCCUCAGGCCCACGGCCCCUCUACCUUCGACAAGAUGAAGAUGGGUGCUAUGAUGGGAUCAACCGUCGGCGGUAUCAUGGGCUUCAUCAUCGGAACUGUCACCAUCUUCCAGUACGGUGCCGGACCCAACGGUGUUAUGCGGACCUUGGGUAAAUACAUGCUUGGCUCUGGCGCGACUUUUGGUCUCUUCAUGUCCAUUGGCAGCGUCAUCCGUACCGAAGGACCUCACAACGAUGCCUGGCUCCGCGCUCGGGGACCCCCGAUGAUGCUUCCUCGUCAAAGCCCUCUGCGGCCCAUGCGUCAGUAG
Molecule: messenger RNA, 327 nt
Organism: Aspergillus oryzae RIB40
Lineage: Eukaryota; Fungi; Ascomycota; Eurotiomycetes; Eurotiales; Aspergillaceae
Product: MGR2/ROMO1 family protein
Exons: 5
Coding region: 1-327 (108 amino acids)
Biological process (GO): protein insertion into mitochondrial inner membrane; protein import into mitochondrial matrix
Cellular component (GO): TIM23 mitochondrial import inner membrane translocase complex
Source: RefSeq, a predicted model, not a curated record